Messenger RNA from Agrilus planipennis (emerald ash borer), 1444 nucleotides. RefSeq names its product Kv channel-interacting protein 1. Gene Ontology annotation, molecular function: calcium ion binding. Lineage: Eukaryota; Metazoa; Arthropoda; Insecta; Coleoptera; Buprestidae. The transcript is spliced from 7 exons. The coding region runs from base 513 to 1313 and encodes 266 amino acids. The record is from RefSeq and is a predicted model, not a curated record.
GUUGUAAAUGCUUUUACGAAAAUACUUGUUACUCGUUUUUUUAGUUUUUCAUACUUAGGACUCAUUAGCAACUAAACGUAAAUAUACCUCAAAGGUACAGCUUUAAGUUCUGACGUCACUAGUUGGUGUAACGUUUAAAUACCUCAAACACAAAAGUCACUUUCGGAAUAGAUAACCAACCUAAGCGUGGUGGUAACUAAUGCAAUGCAAUGUAAAGCACUAAUGAAGCGACGCAAGACGACGCUGAACGUCCUCGUCCACGUCUCUCGUCAUUGCUUUCAAGCGUGCGUCCGUCAAAUGAUAACGAUGCUGCCUGUUCUACUGACGAUACAAUCUUAAAUGUUAUGUUUGUUUUUUUUUAAAUGCUCCCACAUGUGAGCCGCGAUAUGUAAUAAAUUACGGACGUUUUGGAGUAACUUGGUUGAUUGCCAGUAAGAGUUGUAAGAGCGCGCGAAUUGGUUAGUUUCGGUUCGGGUUGUGUUUAUAGUGGUGCGAAAUUAUGUGACCGAAUUAUGAAUACUGCAGACAGUUGUACAAGAACUGCUACAGAAGAAAUAAAAUUGGAAGUUGUCAAUAAUGACUGUACUAGUGAAGAAACAAUUAAAAAAGAAACCAAAAUAUCGCCUGUGAUAUCCUUCUUUAGAAAAUUUAGAAGAAAAGAAGCACCUAGUAAAAAGUGCUUGGUGGAAGAUGCGGAUCCUAUGGUACAGUUUUAUAUAAAUUCGGAACUUGAAGACCUCGAAACACCUCCGCGAAGUCGCCCAGAUAGUUUGGAAAGUUUAUGUAAAAAUACCAAAUUUUCUCAACAAGAAAUAAAACGUAUUUACAGAGGAUUUAAGGCAGAAUGUCCGACAGGGGUUGUCAAAGAGGAUACCUUCAAAGUGAUAUAUUCCCAGUUUUUUCCACAAGGAGCUAAUACAAGUCAUUAUGCUCAUUAUGUGUUCAACACUUUGGACCAUGACAAAUCCGGAAUAAUAAAUUUCGAGAAUUUCCUUCAAUGUCUAUCUGUGCUGUCUCGAGGAACUAUGGAUGAAAAGAUGCGCUGGAUUUUUAGCUUGUACGACAUAAACGGCGAUGGUUGUAUUACAAGGGAAGAAAUGACAGACAUUGUCUCGGCUAUUUACGAUUUAAUGGGGAAAAUGUCUAAUCCCAGUGUAGAUGACUUCACGAUAAAGGAAAGAGUCGAAAUGAUUUUUACAAAAAUGGACAAAAAUCAAGAUGGUGUUGUGACAUUCGAUGAAUUUUUAGAUUGUUGUAGAAGAGAUGAGUGUAUAUCGUCGUCGAUAAAUGUAUUCGAUUCAUCGAUUGUGUGAUAAUCUUGUAAUUUUAUUACGAAAGUUACAUUGUUACAUCAGAAUUUAAAUGACCAACAUGAAUAAGUGAUAGAUUUAUAUUUUUUAAUCUCCCCGUAUUAUUAUCCUUUGAUGUAUGAUAUUGUAUAUGU